AUGCCCAAGAUCAGGAAGCAAACCACCAACCGUAAAACGACCCGAGAUAGGGCAAAGAUUCACAAAAAGUCUGUUGAUACCAAGAGAAAGACCAAUAAAGCCGCCAAGAAAGAUCAAACAUGGAAGUCUAAAAAGAAGCAAGAUCCAGGAAUUCCCAACAGUUUCCCUUUCAAAGAUCAGAUUUUAGCUGAGCUAGCUGAGGAAAGAAGAAAGGCUGAGGAGGAAAAGAUUGCCCGAAGAGAAGCCGCCAAAGCCGCCAGAGCUGCUCCACCACAAGAAGAAGCUGAAGGCGAUACUCCAGGUAUCGUGUCUAUAGCUGGAUCCGUCAAAUCAAAGACUGCUCCUCUUUCUGGUAUUGCCGAACCGCUCGCCUCAUCGUCAUCAGCGGCAACCGAUGUGCCAGCCUUGAUCGAUACUGCCAUUCCUACCUUGAACGAUGUGAUCGACAGAGCGGAUGUCAUUUGUGAAGUUGUAGACGCAAGAGAUAUUUUAGGUGGAAGAAGCGCACAUGUGGAAGGGUUGGUCAAAGAUGCCGAAGGAAAAAUCGUUCUUCUCAUCAACAAAAUUGAUUUGGUUCCUCGAGAAGCACUUCAAUCAUGGCUAUCUCAGCUUGAUGUCCCUGCUUUCUUAUUCAAAUCUCGUUUACCUUCACCACCUGCAGCUUCAUCGUCAAAGACUCCGGCUCCCUCAUCAAGCAUCGAGCUUGGCAAAGUACUAGGCAGAGAGGAAUUCUACACGGCUGUCAAGCAAUGGUCCAACGAGAAACAAGCUAAAGCUCAACCCAAGACCAGAUCCAAAGCUAAAGCAAAGGAAGUUAUACCUGUCGAACCUUUGGUAUUAGCUUUCAUGGGUUUGCCCUCAGUUGGUAAAACAUCAAUCCUCAAUUCCCUUCUCUCCUCCACCCAUACAAAGCAUGCCGUAGCACCUUAUGUUCCUUCAGCUCAAUCUGCUAAAUCUCCCGAGCCCACAACUAAAGCUCCCGUAGAAGUUGAGAUCGAAGUCGAAGGUGAGAAGAUCCGAAUAAUCGAUACUCCCGGAUGGGAAUAUGCAGAUGACGAGGACGAGGAGGAAGAGGAGGAGGAGGCCGAUGAGACUGAGGAAGCAGCGGAGGAACUUGCUCAAAAAUGGGAUUUGAUGGAGACCAAAUUGGCAGGCGAUCUGUUAAGGAGGAACUUAGGUAGAGUGGACAAGGUCAAAGAAGCUUUCCCCUUAGUCAACUACAUCAUCAAAAGAUCUAACCACCAAGACUUGAUGUUAGCUUAUAAUAUUCCAUUCUUCGAAGCUGGAGAUGUGGAAGCUUUCUUAACGGGAUUGGCUCGUGCUCAAGGAAGGAUCAAGAAGCAUGGUACACCAGAUCUUGAUGCUGCUUCUCGUGUCUUGCUCCGAGAUUGGGCAUAUAACACCUUCCCUUACUACUCUGCUGCUCCUAAAUCAGCUUCCAUGGAAGUCGAUGCGUCCGAUGAGAAAUACGACAUGACCGCCGUUCUUGAGAAAUGCAAGAGCAAAAAAGAGAUGAAGAAAGAGAACGCGAAGGGUCUAAUCAGAUUCAAGGGUAUUGAAGCGGUUGACAAACGUGAUAUUAUCUUGGAUGAUGAUUACACUGCCAUGACUGGUCCUUUGGAUGAUUCCGAUGAAGAGGACGAAGAUGAAAUUGAUCUCGGUGACGAUGAUGACGAGGACGAUGAGGAGGAAGACGACGACGAAGAAGUACUGUUGAUCGGUUCAGAUGAUGGUGAAGAAGUAGACCUUGAAGAUGGACCUGAGCCUUCCUCUGGAUCUGAUGUCGAAGACGAGGAGGACGAAGAAUCAGAACCUGAACCUGAGCCUGUACCAGCCAAGAAGAGGAAGAGAGCUUCAUUACCUGCUCCAUCGAAGAAAGUAAAAAGGGUGUCAUUUGCCAAAGAGGAGAAACCUUUGAAAGGAAUCUUGAAACGUAAGAGAUGA
Kwoniella shivajii is the source of this 1944-nucleotide messenger RNA. RefSeq lists its product as uncharacterized. Lineage: Eukaryota; Fungi; Basidiomycota; Tremellomycetes; Tremellales; Cryptococcaceae. The record is from RefSeq and is a predicted model, not a curated record. Gene Ontology annotation, cellular component: nucleolus. Gene Ontology annotation, molecular function: GTP binding. The transcript has 8 exons. Bases 1 to 1944 code for a protein of 647 amino acids.